AUUUUAAUUUUUUCUCUACAAACGGGGUACCUACUCUAUAGUCAGUGUACCUAUUGGCUGAUCGUAAUAUAACUUGCAAUUUUGAAUCAACAUAAUAAUAUUAUGUAAAUAAUAAUUAAAGUACGUUGUACCUACCCAAUGAAACAUUGGCUGCGAAUUAAAAGCUUCAAAAUGGAGCAAAAUUAAAGUAUGUUCGCGUCAACAGUUUCGUUGGAAGUAUAAUAAUAUUUAUAAACUAUUUUUUCUUCACCGCCGAUGAUUUUCAAACCGACUACCGGGUCACUGGGUUUUGAUCGUGAAUACAAUUUCAAAUUCGUACAUUUGUAAAUUGUGAACAAUGUGAAAUUAACAUUAUUAUCAAUAAAAAGUGUAAGUGUAAUUUACAGCGAUAACAGCUGCUGUUGAACGACUAACCUCAAGGACGAUCGUAGGUCUAAACAGUAUUAUCUCACAAAACAUUUACAUAACAAGUUUGUUAGAUAAAGGCCAGAAUAAAAAUAUUGGACAUUGUUGACUGUCUCAAUACGUCGUAGUUAUUUUAGCUAUUUUUAAUAUAAGCAAAGAAACUAGGAAGACAAUAAUCACCAAUGAGUUCAGUGAUGGUAACAUAAGAAUUUGUCUGUUGCUCCAUACUUAUUUUGACUACUCGAUUAAUAUUUAUUAAUAAGUAAUUUUUAGUUUGUACAAUUAAUUUAAAUUUAAAAAAAUAUUAUUUUGACUGAACGAUUACGCACACACCUGGAUCCAAUUCGACUAGAUAUUAUGGCGGAUCUGAUGUUCGAUUAUCAGUUUCGUUUGAUAUUGAUCGGUGACAGUACGGUGGGCAAGAGUUCACUAUUAAAGUAUUUCAACGAUGGAAAAUUUGCUGAGGUAAAAUUUCUUUUUUAAACGCCAUAAAAUUUACCAUUGAUUUUCUUUUGUUUUUUCAGGUGUCUGAUCCUACUGUAGGCGUCGAUUUUUUUGCUAGAACAAUACAGUUGCCCGAAGGUCCACGUAUAAAAUUACAGCUGUGGGACACAGCUGGCCAAGAGCGGUUUCGGUUAGUCAAAAAUAUUGAUUAUGGUUUUAGUGAUGCAAUUUUUUCAUUGUAAAUUAAUAUUUUUUAUUUGUAUUUUUAUAUUUAGAUCAAUUACAAAAUCCUAUUAUCGAAAUUCAGUAGGUGCCUUAUUAAUAUAUGAUAUAACAAAACGAGCUAGUUUUGACCAUAUACCUGUUUGGAUGAAUGAUGCUAAACGACACAUUGAACCUCAUCGACCUGUUUUUGUUUUAGUUGGAUGUAAAUUAGAUUUGGUAAGCGAAACCAGUAGAUUAAAUUAUUUGUUUACAUAUUAGUAAAUAUAGGUAUUUUUAGAUAGAUUAAAAAAAUUGUCUGAUAAUAAACAUUCAGUUUAAAUUGUAAAAGAAAUGUAAUCAUUAGGCAAAUUAGAUACCUAUUUAAAUUACACUGGCUUAGUUUAAAUUAAUCACAAUGUUUGAUUUUAUUUUAUUGAGAAACUUAAUAUAAAUAUUCUAUUGAAGAGUAUAAAAAUUAAGAGUCUAGUGAUUUAAUGCUUUAAUAUUUAAUUUGAGACCUACAUUUCUUUUGUUAGCCAUAAUGUAAAAGAUCUGGGCUAUUAUCUCGAAACUAGAUUUCUCAUUAUACUCUGAGAACUUUGACAAUAGUUAAUUAAAUUACCAUUGUAUAAAACAAUACCAUAAAACUCUAAUAUUUAUGUAGAGAUUUGACAUAUUAAGAUAAUAAUUAACACAAAAACAAAAUGAAACAUUAAAAAUGUAUUAAUUUUAUCUAAUGUAGCAGUUGCUUUUAAAUAAAUUGAUAAGAAAUGAGAUUUAAUUAUUGGGUUUGUAAUAUUAUUUAUCAAUAAUGUAAAGUUAUUAUUUUAAAUUGACUAAAUUAAACUAGGUUAUAAGGUUAUCUAUUUUUAAUUUUAUUUGUGGUUAGUUAUUUUACUAUAUCUAUGUUAGUUAAACAAAUGGAAUUCUAUUUUUGAGGAUUUUGUUUUCUUAAAAGAAUAGUUUUUUAUUUUUAGUUACUUAAUAUUUUUAUCUCUGUAAGAUUUAUCUCAUUUUUAUUUAUUAUCAAUAUUUUAUUUGUUUAGGUAAAUAAUGGUGCUAGUAAAAGAGAAGUGAGUCAAGAAGAAGCCAAACAAUUUGGAGCAGAACAUAAUAUAUUUACCGUCGAAACAUCUGCGAAAACAGGUUCAAAUGUUGAAUUAGCAUUCUCUGCUAUCACUCAAGAAGUAAGUGUUGCAAUAAAUAUUAAAUAUCAAUAAUAAUAUUAAUUAUUUCAGAUUUAUCAAAGGAUAAAAAGUGGUGAAUACCAGAUGGAAGAAGGUUGGGAUGGUAUUAAAAGUGGCUAUUCGCAUCAUUCAGCAAAUAUUGACUUUAAUAAUUAUAUUGAGGCUGAACCGGCCAAGUCGUGUUGUUAACAAACAUAAAUUGUCUUAAUAAAUGCUUUUUAAUUAUUUUUUUUAUACUUAACAGAAUUAUAUAUAUAUAUUUUUAAAAAAAACAAAACAAAGAUUUAGCUUUAACCAUUUUUUUUUUUUAAAUGUUCUUUGACAAAAAUUAACCUAAGGUAAAUUUUUAAGUAAACUAUACUUAGGAGAAUGGUACAAGACUAGUAUUUUAUGAAUUAUUAUAGAUUAGAUUAUAUAGUUUGUAUAUUUUUUUUUUUUUUUUUUGUUGCACAUAAUUAUAUUUUUUUAUUGCGAGUAUUUUACAAAUUAUUAUUGUCUUAUUCAACUAUAAAUGACUAUAAUUUGUUGGCAAAUUUUCUAUGAUUGUAUUUGUGUUUAUGAUUUAUUUCCAAAUGACAAAAUACACUCCCUUAUUGCUUGUUGACACAAAUGAUAGUCUCUAAAAGGAGGCACUAAAUGUUUAUGUAACAACGAUAACAAUGCCAUGAAUUCUUUUAACGCCUUCUUAUAAUUAUGUUUAUCCAUUAACCCUUUAGCAGCCUUGUAUUUUUUUUCUGUAUCCUGAAAAAAACAUUUGUUUUUUGUAUUAAUUAUUCAUACAUAAUGCAUAAUGGCAUUAAUAAAUACCUGUAAAACUUUCAAAGUUGCCAUCAAGUUUGUUGUUUUUAAACAAACCCGACAGUGGGCAAUAAACUCCAUUGAUUCUGUUGUCACCGUAAUUGCAUUUUUACAAUUUUUACAUCUUAUCCUGAGCGAGGUGUUUACCUUCAUUUGUUCCCAAGUUGGCCAAUCUUGACAGCAGGCAAUACAAUUGCAUUCAAACCAAUAUCUAUGAAAUCCAAUUUUAAUUCUUUUUUAUUUAACAGGUU
Cinara cedri is the source of this 3289-nucleotide messenger RNA. NCBI's taxonomy places the organism in Eukaryota, Metazoa, Arthropoda, Insecta, Hemiptera, Aphididae. The record is from the annotation of a GenBank genome assembly.